GUUUGAUUCAGUCCAGAGCGUCAGCCAACAGCACCUGACAUCACAUAUACCACGUUUUAGUCAGUCCAGACAACAGCACCUGACAUCACAUAUACCAGGUUUUGAGUCAGUCCAGAGCGUCAGCCAAGGUUACCUGACAUCAUAUAUACCAGGUUUUGAUUCAGUCCAGAGCGUCAGCCAACAGCACCUGACAUCACAUAUACCAGGUUUUGAGUCAGUCCAGAGCGUCAGCCAACAGUACCUGACAUCACAUAUACCAGGUUUUGAGUCAGUCCAGAGCGUCAGCCAACAGCACCUGACAUCACAUAUACCAGGUUUUGAUUCAGUCCAGAGCGUCAGCCAACAGCACCUGACAUCACAUAUACCAGUCCAGAGCGUCAGCCAACAGCACCUGACAUCAUAUAUACCAGGUUUUGAAUCAGCCCAGAGCGUCAGCCAACAGCACCUGACAACAUCACAUAUACCAGGUUUUAAAUCAGUCCAGAGCGUCAGCCAACAGCACCUGACAUCACAUAUACCAGGUUUUAAUCAGUCCAGAGCGCGCCAACAGCACCUGACAUCACAUAUACCAGGUUUGAAUCAGUCCAGAGCGUCAGCCAACAGCACCUUGACAUCAUAUAUACCAGGUUUUGAGUCAGCCCAGAGCGUCAGCCAACAGCACCUGACAUCAUAUAUACCAGGUUUUGAGUCAGUCCAGAGCGUCAGCCAACAGCACCUGACAUCAUAUAUACCAGGUUUUGAGUCAGUCCAGAGCGUCAGCCAACAGCACCUGACAUCACAUAUACCAGGGUUUGAAUCAGCCCAGAGCGUCAGCCAACAGCACCUGACAUCACAUAUACCAGGUUUUGAAUUAGUCCAGAGCGUCAGCCAACAGCACCUGACAUCACAUAUACCAGGUUUUGAAUCAGUCCAGAGCGUCAGCCAACAGCACCUGACAUCACAUAUACCAGGUUUUGAAUCAGCCCAGAGCGUCAGCCAACAGCACCCUGACAUCACAUAUACCAGGUUUUGA
Messenger RNA from Homarus americanus (American lobster), 1012 nucleotides. Its product is annotated as shematrin-like protein 1. Lineage: Eukaryota; Metazoa; Arthropoda; Malacostraca; Decapoda; Nephropidae. The annotation marks the transcript as partial. The record is from RefSeq and is a predicted model, not a curated record. The transcript has 3 exons.